This is a messenger RNA of Kogia breviceps (pygmy sperm whale), 6577 nucleotides long. It is a transcript of the gene RREB1, whose product is annotated as ras responsive element binding protein 1. Lineage: Eukaryota; Metazoa; Chordata; Mammalia; Artiodactyla; Physeteridae. The record is from RefSeq and is a predicted model, not a curated record. Gene Ontology annotation, cellular component: nucleus. Gene Ontology annotation, molecular function: DNA-binding transcription activator activity, RNA polymerase II-specific; RNA polymerase II cis-regulatory region sequence-specific DNA binding. Gene Ontology annotation, biological process: regulation of transcription by RNA polymerase II.
UUUCCCCCUCCCUCCCGGUCUCCCGCGGAGCCCGACGCCGCUUGCACCCCGCCCGCGGCGGCCUAGGAAGAGCUCGCGGGUGGCUCUCCGGGGCGCUGGUGCCCUCCCGGCCUGCCCGGGAGGAGGAGGAAGAGGAGGGGGAGGGAGGGGAUGCGAAAGUGGGUCAGGAAUGUAACUGGACGCUACGCACCCGCACGCACCUCCUCCCCCGCCCCCAUGCCGGCAGCGGCGGCCCGCGCAAGCCCUGGAAAGCGAGUCUUUUGCCGUUGUGGUUCCGCAGCAUUAUCGGUGGACGGUUACCAGGGGAUCCCGAGGGAUGUGUUUCCCUGUGACCCUUUGGGAAGAAAAACUUAGUUGCCUCAGUAACCGAGCUUGGCUUGGAUGCGAGGAUGCAGUGAAUGAUCUAGGUGAGCCUGACGGUGAAGAGGCUGCAGUUGCACUAGGGAGCGGAUUAACUUUUCUUGUUACUGAACCAAGACGUGAAAGGAAAGCUGGAGAGGAGGUUGCUCCAAUCUGUUCCAGAGGUGGUGGCUUUGAGGGGUGACCCUGCCCACGCUUGGGCCCAGCCAGCACCAGCUCCUCAGUAAGGAGAGCCAGCUUGAUAAGACGAAGAUAAACAGUGUCAGCGAGCGAUACCAGAGAAGAAAAAAACAGAAGUGAACCCAGCCUCAUUUCCUCCUCUACGUGGGUGAUCGCUACAGCAGGGGAAGGUCUCACAGUAUAUCAGUUGGGGCAGAGAAUGGAGUUCUGUGGCCGAGGCUUCCUAGAAGCUUAAACCUUUGUCCCAAUGACGUCAAGUUCGCCCGUUGGCUUGGAAGGUUCAGAUUUGUCUUCCAUCAACACCAUGAUGUCGGCGGUAAUGAGCGUAGGGAAGGUUGCUGAGAACGGUGGGAGCCCCCAGAGCGUCAGGUCCCCCACGAAGCCUCCGGGGCCAAAUCGGAUUGGCCGAAGGAACCAGGAAACAAAAGAGGAGAAGUCUUCCUAUAAUUGUCCCCUGUGUGAGAAGAUUUGCACUACACAGCAUCAGUUAACUAUGCACAUUCGCCAGCACAACACAGACACUGGAGGGGCCGACCAUUCAUGCAGCAUUUGCGGGAAGUCGCUGAGCUCGGCCAGCUCCCUGGACCGCCACAUGCUGGUGCACUCUGGGGAGAGGCCUUACAAGUGCGCUGUGUGUGGCCAGUCUUUUACCACCAACGGGAACAUGCACAGACAUAUGAAGAUUCAUGAGAAGGACCCCAGCAGCGCUACAGCUACAGCCCCUCCGUCCCCCCUGAAGCGCAGGCGGCUGUCCUCCAAAAGGAAACUGAGUCACGAUACAGAGUCAGAGAAGGAAGACCCAGCGCCUGCUAAAAAGAUGGUAGAGGACAGGCAGUCCGGUGACACGGAGAAGAAAGCUGAUGAAGUGUUUCACUGCCCACUGUGUUUCAAGGAGUUCGUGUGCAAGUACGGGCUGGAGAGCCACAUGGAGACCCACUCAGAUAACCCGCUAAGAUGUGACAUAUGCUGCGUCACCUUCCGCACACACCGAGGACUGCUGCGCCACAACGCGCUGGUCCACAAGCAGCUUCCCAGGGACGCGGUGGGAAGGCCCUUCAUCCAGAACAACCCCUCCAUCCCUGCCGGCUUCCACGACUUAGGCUUCACCGACUUCUCCUGUAGGAAGUUUCCUCGCAUUUCUCAGGCCUGGUGUGAAACGAACCUGCGCAGGUGCAUCAGUGAGCAGCACCGCUUCGUCUGCGACACGUGUGACAAGGCCUUCCCCAUGCUCUCCUCCCUCACCCUGCACAAGCAGACCCACGUAACUACCGACCACGGACGGGAACGGCUGCAGGCCAGGGCCCCACCUGGCGACGCCCCCGACCAGAAGGUCUUCCUGGCCGUGCUGGGCCUGCAGCACAUCGAAGACGCCAGGCCUGCACUGGCCGAGGAGCCGCUGCCGGACGACAACCAAGCGAUACAGCUCCAGGCACUCAAGCGUCAGCUACCUCAGGACCCUGGCUGCACCAGCUUGCUGAGUCUGUCUCCUUUUGAAGCUGCUUCCCUGGGCGGGCCUCUCACCGUCCUCCCGGCCACCAGGGAGAGCGUGAAGCACCUGUCCCUGCAGCCCUUCCAGAAGGGCUUCAUCAUCCAGCCGGACAGCAGCAUUGUGGUCAAGCCCAUCUCUGGGGAGUCAGCCGUCGAGCUGGCAGACAUCCAGCAGAUCCUGAAGAUGGCAGCCUCGGCCCCCCCUCAGAUCAGUCUUCCGCCUCUGUCCAAGGCCCCCGCUGCCCCUCUACAGGCCAUUUUCAAACACAUGCCCCCUUUGAAGCCAAAGCCCCUGGUCACGCCGCGGACGGUGGUGGCCGCCUCCACGCCUCCACCCCUCGUCAACGCGCAGCAGGCCUCCCCGGGCUGCAUCAGCCCCAGCCUGCCGCCGCCGCCGCUGAAGCUCCUCAGGGGCUCCGUGGAGGUGGCCUCCGACGCCCACCUGCUGCAGUCCCAGUCGGGGGCGCAGCCAAACACAGCCGCACAGCUCUUCCUGCAGCAGCCGCGCCUCGAGCUGCCGGGCCAGGCCGAGAUGAAGACACAGCUGGAGCAGGACAGCAUCAUCGAGGCCCUCCUACCCCUGAGCAUGGAGGCCAAGAUCAAGCAGGAGAUAACGGAGGGGGACCUCAAGGCCAUCAUGACGGCCCCCAGCAGCAAGAAGACACCGGCCAUGCGCAAGGUGCUCUACCCCUGCCGCUUCUGCAACCAGGUGUUCGCCUUCUCGGGGGUGCUGCGUGCGCACGUGCGCUCCCACCUGGGCAUUUCGCCCUAUCAGUGCAACAUCUGCGACUACAUCGCCGCCGACAAGGCCGCGCUCAUCCGCCACCUGCGCACACAUAGCGGCGAGCGGCCCUACAUCUGCAAGAUCUGCCAUUACCCCUUCACGGUCAAGGCCAACUGCGAGCGGCACCUACGCAAGAAGCACCUCAAGGCCACACGCAAGGACAUCGAGAAGAACAUCGAGUACGUGACCAGCAGCGCGGCCGAGAUGGUGGACGCCUUCUGUUCCCCAGACACGGUGUGCCGGCUGUGCGGCGAGGACCUCAAGCACUACCGCGCCCUCCGCAUCCACAUGCGCACGCACUGCGGCCGCGGCCUGGGCGGCUGCCCCAAGGCCCGCAAGCCCUUCGAGUGCAAGGAGUGCAGCGCCGCCUUCUCGGCCAAGCGCAACUGCAUCCACCACGUCCUCAAACAGCACCUGCACGUGCCCGAGCGUGACAUCGAGAGCUACGUCCUGGCGGCCGACGGCCUGGGCCCCGCCGACGCGCCCGCCGAGGCCCCGGGCAGGGUGGAGGAGGGCAGCGCCGCCCUGGGCGAGCGCAAGCCCCUGGCCGCCUUCCUGGAGCCCCAGAACGGCUUUCGUCACGGGGCCCCCGCCCAGCCGCUGCCCCCGCACGUCGCGGUCAAAGUGGAGCCCGCCAGCAACUUCGCAGGGGACUUCAACGAGCCCCUCGACUUCUCCCAGAAGGGCCUGGCCCUGGUCCAAGUGAAGCAGGAGAACUCGGCUUCCUUCCUGAGCCCUUCCGCCUCGGCCCCGUACGACUGCUCCAUGGAGCCCAUCGAUCUGUCCAUCCCCAAGAACUGCAGGAGAGGAGAUGAGGACGCGGCCGCUCCCGGGGACGCCAAGAAGCCUGAGCAGGAGCCCGCAAGCAGUGAGCAGGCCUCUCCCUGUCCGCCAGCCUGCCCCACCCUGCCAGUGACCUUGGGCUCCGGUGGGGUCCUGGAAAAGCCCGUGGCCCCUGUAGCGGCGGCCUCUGCGGCCAGCACUCUGGAAGCCCCAGCUCCGCCCCUGCAGGGCUCCGUUCAGCUCGCUGUGCCUAUCUACUCCUCGGCCCUCGUCAACAGCUCCCCGCUCCUGGGCAACUCCACCCUCCUGAGCAGCCCAGCCUUGCUGCGGCCGCUGCGCCCCAAGCCCCCCCUGCUUUUGCCAAAGCCCCCCGUGACAGAAGAGCUGCCCCCGCUGGCCUCGAUUGCCCAGAUCAUCUCAUCCGUGUCCUCGGCCCCCACCUUGCUGAAAACCAAGGUGGCUGUUGCCCCGGGGCCCGCAAGCACUGGCAGUAAUGCUGCAGCUGCCGACGUUGUAGGGGGCGCCGUCUGCAAAGCCACCACCGACGUCGCCAGCAGGAAGGGGUCCAGUGACUCCCCACCUGCUGCCACCAGCCCAGAGGCAGCCUCGCCCACUGAGCAGGGACCAGCUGGCUUGUCAAAGAAGAGGGGCCGGAAAAAGGGGACGAGGAGCCGGCUGCGCGCCAGCGGCGGGGUGGACCUGGACUCCAGCGGGGAGUUCGCCAGCAUCGAGAAGAUGCUGGCUACGACGGACACCAACAAGUUCAGUCCGUUCCUGCAGAGCGCAGAGGACGACGCUCAGGACGAGGUGGCCGCAGACCACAGCGGGCCCAGCGAUGAGGAGCAGGGCAGCCCCCCGGAGGACAAGCUGCUGAGGGCAAAGCGCAACUCCUAUGCCAGCUGCCUGCAGAAGAUCAACUGCCCCCACUGCCCCCGGGUCUUCCCCUGGGCCAGCUCCCUGCAGAGGCACAUGCUCACGCACACUGGUCAGAAACCCUUCCCUUGUCAAAAAUGCGGUGCCUUCUUUUCCACCAAAUCUAACUGUGAACGCCACCAGUUGCGCAAACACGGAGUUACCGCCUGUUCCCUGAGAAGAAACGGGCUUAUCCCCCAGUCAAAAGAGAGUGAUGUUGGAGCCCAUGAUAGCACAGACAGCCAGUCGGACGCUGAGGCAUCGGCGGGAGGCGAAGUGCUGGACCUCACCUCCCGGGAGAGGGAGCCGCCGACAGCGGAAGGAGCCGCCGAGCCCAGCCAGGUCCCGGAAGAGUCGCCGGCGGAGGAGGCGGAGCCGGCGGCAGCCACGCCGUCGGCCGGGGAGGAGAGGGGCGCCGAGGAGGACGCGGAGGCCGAGGAGGAGCGCGCGGAGGAGGAGUGGGACGAGGACGCAGACAGCCCCGAGGAGGACACGGUCAGCAACAAGAGCCUGGACCUCAACCUCGCCAGCAAGCUGAUGGGCUUCAAGCUGGCCGAGGGCGAGGCUGGCGCGGGGGGCGGCGGGGACCCGGCCGCGCAGGACCACAGGCACGCCCGCCACGCCUGCCACGUCUGCGGCAAGAGCUUCAAGUUCCUCGGGACCCUCAACCGCCACCGCAAGGCCCACGGCCGCGAGGAGCCCGGGGACAGGAGCGCGGCCCACCGGGAGCCCGAAGGGCCACCGCCCACUGCCCCCGAGCUGCCGCAGAGGCCCGCCGAGCCCCCGGCCACCGAGCCCCCAGCCCAGGCGGAGGUUGCGUCCGAAGCCCCCGCAGAGAAGCAGAGCGAGGAGGCCGAGGGCCCCUCGGACGGGGAUGGGGAGGGCCUGGCCGAGAAGAAGCCCUCGGAGAAGAGUGAGGACGACAAGAAGCCAAAGACAGACUCCGCCAGGAGUGCGGCCAGCAAGGCGGACAAGAGGAAGAAGGUGUGCAGUGUGUGCAGCAAGAGGUUCUGGUCCCUGCAGGACCUGACCCGGCACAUGAGGUCACACACAGGAGAGAGGCCGUACAAAUGCCAGACCUGCGAGCGAACCUUCACCUUGAAGCACAGCCUGGUUCGCCACCAGCGGGUCCACCAGAAAGCCCGGUACCCCAAGCACCGCGGGAAGGACAGCGACAAGGAGGAGCGAGGCGAGGACGACAGCGAGAGCGAGUCCGCCCACAGCGGCGCCACCCCCGUGUCGGAGAGCGAGGCGGACUCGGCCCUGCUCUCCAGCAACCACGCGGCCGUCACCCGCAGCCGGAAGGAGGCUCUGGCCCCCAAGGAUGCCGGCCGCAGGGAGGAGAGGGCAGCGGGCCGGACGGCGGGUGCCGGCCAGCUUGAGGCCGGCAGGAGUGCUCCCAGGGCCGCUGCCGCGGGCAGCCCCAAGGAGCAGGCGUCCCCGGGUGACCCUGAGCGGGAGAGCCCGGCAGCCCUCGUGCAGGACCUGCUGGAGCUGCCCGGCAGGAGGCCCGCCCACCCGCUCUUGGCCGCUGCCGACAGCGCCUCGCUCCUGGGCCUGGAAUGACAGCCCGUCCUGCCCCCCAGCACACAGACGAAAGCCAGCAGAGCAAAAUGUCCUGAGUCUAUAUUUCCCGAGGUUUCCUCAGUGCCCUUCAGCUCUUGGGGUGGGGGGGGAGGGGGGGGGAGAGGCGGGCGCCUCGAUCAGUGCCAUAGCCUUACAGACCCAUGCGGAGAUGCAGCACGUGCGACUCGAGUGCCUUAACUACUUACCAGCCCUUUGGUGUCGUCUUGGGUGUUGUGUUUUCCCAGAAUGACUUCCUAAAAAACAAAGCAAAUAUUUUAAUGAAUUAUUUGGAGAGGACCUUUUCAUUUAAGCAUUAACGUUACCUUCUGUUUUGGUGUGUGUUAACUUGUUUUUGCAAUUCUGUGAUAGUAACAUUUGUUCUGUGAGCUGGAAACAGAAGGAAAAAAAAAAAAACAAAACUUGCCCUUGGAUACCCAUGGCCAAUAACUGGAAGAAAGUGAUGUGAAUUUCAUGUAAAUUCCCAGAGGAAAUGUGGAUAAGAUG